Molecule: messenger RNA, 4836 nt
Organism: Meleagris gallopavo (turkey)
Lineage: Eukaryota; Metazoa; Chordata; Aves; Galliformes; Phasianidae
Source: RefSeq, a predicted model, not a curated record
UAGCAGGUUUUCCUCAUUGCAGAUGAUUACGUUUCUCUGUGUCAGCCUUUUAAUCAUAGGACCUGCAGCUGAGUCACUUCUCUCUCCAUCCCCUACUGCUGUAGCAGUGUGUAAUGCAGUUAGAGAGUAAUUUGCUGUUUCAGAAGCUGGAGGCUGAUUUGUUCUUUUUCUGCUUGGCUUGUUUUAGGCCAUGUCUUAUGACAAUAUGGAAGAAGUGAGGCCUUGGCAUCUGGUGCUUCUUCAAGCCUGACAAGCCAGGCUUAGAGUAAGCACACACAACAAGUUAACGUGAGCGUGUGGGUGACCUUUGCUGUAAUUCAUGUGGAUUGGAUCCUGCACUGCAGCCUAUGCAGGUGACCGGUUUGCAGCAGCUGUCAGAGGAACCCCUGAUUUUUCUGAGUUCCAAUACAAAGGUUUAUUCUUGUAGGUAUUGCCCAGCUAGUUUGCUUUCAGCUUCUAUACCUCUUGAAAGAAGCAGUCGUACAGGCCAACCUUUCCCUGCUUCCUGAUGUCCAAAGCGUUCUACCAUCAGGAUUUGUGCUGGUGUAUCUGAGAAGGAAGAGGUGGAAGAUAACACCGACAUCAUCAUGGAGGGGGCUCUGAUAGCCCGGGACAGAGUUGGGGUGCAGGACUUUGUGCUUCUGGACUCCCACACCAGCGAGGCUGCUUUCCUGAACAACCUCCGCAAGCGAUACCAAGAGAACCUCAUCUAUACGUACAUUGGCACUCUUCUUGUAUCUGUCAACCCUUACAAAGAGCUGGAUAUCUACACAGUGACCCAGAUGCAGCUUUACCGAGGGGUGAACUUCUUUGAACUGCCACCUCAUCUAUAUGCCAUAGCUGACAACGCCUACCGGGUGAUGUGUAGUGAGUACAACAACCAUUUCAUCCUCAUCUCUGGGGAGAGCGGAGCCGGGAAGACGGAGGCUUCCAAGAAGAUUUUGCAGUACUAUGCGGUCACCUGUCCGACUACAGAGCAGCUGCAGGUCGUCCGUGAUCGUCUGCUGCUGUCAAACCCUGUGCUGGAGGCUUUUGGAAACGCAAAAACUCUGCGAAACGACAACUCGAGUAGAUUUGGGAAAUACAUGGACAUCCAAUUUGACUUUAAGGGAGCUCCAGUGGGAGGGCACAUCCUCAGUUAUCUGAUUGAGAAAUCCCGAGUUGUCCAUCAAAACCACGGAGAGAGGAAUUUCCACAUCUUCUACCAAUUAUUAGAGGGUGGAGAGAAGGAUCUUCUCUGCUGGCUUGGGCUGGAGCGUAACCCUCAGAAGUAUGCUUAUCUCAUCCAGGGUCGAUGUGCCAAAGUGUUUUCUAUUAAUGACAAGAACGACUGGAAAAUAGUCCGCAAAGCUUUUUCUAUCAUUGACUUCACUGAAAAAGACUUGGAGCAUCUUUUUGGAAUAGUUGCUAGUGUCCUGCACCUUGGGAACAUUCAGUUUGAAGAAGAUAGCAAUGGACAUGCCAUCAUUCGCAACGGCACUCAGAUCAAGUGGAUUUCAAAGCUCCUGGGUGUCCACUUGUCCAUUCUGCAGGAAGCCCUCACCCAUCGGAAGAUUGAAGCCCGCUCUGAAGAGGUCUUAAGUCCAUUGAAUGUCGAUCUGGCAUUCUAUGCUCGGGAUGCUGUAGCAAAGGCAAUUUACGGACGGACUUUCACUUGGCUGGUCAACAAAAUUAAUGGCUCCUUAGCCAACAAGGAUUCAACUCGUAAGACUGUUAUUGGCCUGCUGGAUAUCUAUGGCUUUGAAGUGCUGGACACGAACAGCUUUGAGCAGUUCUGUAUUAAUUACUGCAAUGAGAAACUCCAGCAACUGUUGAUUGAGAUGACCUUGAAGGCAGAGCAGGAGGAGUAUGAAAUGGAAGGAAUAGAGUGGGAACCAAUUCCGUAUUUUAACAACAAGAUCAUCUGUGACUUGGUUGAGCAGAAGCAUAAAGGAAUAAUUUCCAUUCUGGAUGAAGAGUGCUUACGACCUGGUGAAGCAACUGACUUGAGCUUCUUGGAAAAGCUGGAAGAGAAAGUAGGAGACCAUGCCCACUUCGUGACUCGCAAGCUUGCAGAUCAGAAAACACGAAAGUCCAUUGACUGGGUGGAUUUCCGCCUCCUGCACUACGCAGGGGAAGUCACGUACUGUGCAGUUGGAUUUCUGGAAAAGAACAAUGAUCUCCUGUACAGAAACCUGAAAGAGGUGCUGUGCAACUCUAAAAAUGGAAUCAUUAGAGACUGCUUUUUACUGUCAGAACUGGACAGCAGGAGGAGGCCAGAGACUGUUGCAACCCAGUUCAAAAACAGCCUAAUGAGUCUGAUAGAAAUCCUGAUGUCCAAGGAGCCUUCUUACAUCCGAUGCAUUAAACCAAAUGAGAACAAGGAACCUGGGAUGUUUGAUGAUUGCCUGAUCCGGCAUCAGGUGAAAUACCUGGGUCUGAUGGAGCACCUGCGUGUGAGACGGGCUGGCUUUGCGUAUCGGCGCAAGUAUGAGCACUUCUUGCAAAGAUAUAAAUCCCUGUGUCCUGCUACCUGGCCGCACUGGCACGGGCCUGCAGCUGAAGGUGUGGAGAGGCUUAUCAAGCACAUAGGUUAUAAACCUGAGGAAUACAAAUUGGGAAGAACCAAAAUAUUCAUUCGUUUCCCAAAGACUCUGUUCGCUACUGAAGAUGCGUUUGAAAUAAGAAAGCACAUGUUAGUUUCAAGACUACAAGCCAAAUAUAAAGGACGCCUCGGGAAGAGAGACUACCAGAAAAAGAGAAAAGCAGCUAUCAAGCUGGAGGCUUGUUGGCGAGGAGUGCUGGCACGGAAGGAGGCCAAGAAGAGGACCUGGGCUGUUGAGAUCAUCAGGAAAUUCAUAAAGGGUUUCAUCAAUCGGAAGAAACCUCUGUGCCCAGAGAACAUUGAAUUUGUGCGGCUUGUGCAGUACAAAUACCUCAUGAAGCUCAGAGACCACAUCCCCAGAAAUGUCUUGGACAAGAGCUGGCUCCAACCUCCUUCUAUCCUGGAAGAGAUAUCUGAGAUGCUACAGAAAAUGUGUACUAGGAACCUAGUACGGAAGUACUGCCGAGGUCUCACUCCUGAGAGGAAAGUGCAGUUACAGCAAAAAGCUGUCACAAGUGCCAUUUUCAGAGGAAAGAAGGAGGGCUACCAGCAGAGCAUAAACCUGCCCUUUGCGGACACUCGAUUGAAAGAGACGGAUAUAAACCCCAAAGUUCUGCAGCUCAUACAGGGCGAGAAGGUGAAGUAUGCAACUCCCGUGGUCAAAUACGACAGGAAUGGCUUCAAAGCACGGGAGCGCCUGCUGGUUCUGACCCAGUCCUCGGCGUACGUGGUGGAAAUGGCCAAGAUCAAGCAGAAAAUAGACUAUGCCACUUUGAAAGGUAUUUCUACCAGUAAUCUGGGUGAUGGGAUUGUGGUCAUCCAUGUUCCCGAGGACAACAAACAAAAGGGAGAUGUGAUACUUCAGUGUGAACAUAUCUUUGAGACAGUCACUAAGCUCUGCAUGCUGGCCAACAAGCAGAACCUUGUUAAAGUUGUGAAGGGAAGCCUUCGGUUUCGCAUUGGCUCUGGGAAGGAAGGGACAAUGGUGUUUGCUGUUGGGCCGGAGCCCCAUGUCUUUAAAGCCAAAGAUGGACAGCUUACAGUGGUGUCAAAUCAGGCAAAGUCUUGAUGAGAAGCAGUUCCAGUUUUUGGUCACCAGGAAUGGAAAGGAGCCUGCAGGCUGACACCAGCACCUGCAGCACCCCUGCAAUCUUUGUUGCCAUAGGGUUGCUGUGACUUGAGAGUUUGCUUGCAUCUUUUAGGUACUUUUUUUUAUUAGCUUAAAACUACUGAGUUGUAUCUAAAUAAAUUCAUCACCUCGCUGUAAUGUUCCAGGAUGCAUAGAUCCUUGUCACAUGCUGUCACAGGGUAAUGUUUAGGUAGUUGCACAAGUAAAAUGUUGAUCUGUGCACCUGAUAACCUGUAGCAGAGCUCUGAAGGAAGGAUUCAGAAGGAAAAGACUUCUCCAAGCCGUGUUUUGAGUCACUGUACUAACCAGGAGAAACUAUAUGAAGUGCAGGUGAAUAGAGUUCAGUCUCUCAAGCAGCAUGCAGAGGUAUGUUUUUAAAUGUAGUAAUGAGGUUGGCAUAGGUAUUCCUGAGUUGGUGGUGUAUCAUCGGGAAAUCCCAGGAAGAUGCUUCCUUGUCUCCAGGCAUGGAUGAAGGAAAACAUCUUAAAGUAGUACUGUCCUUGCUUCUCCCUGCAAAGCAGCUAUGCAGUGCAUUGAGACUCCAGAAGUGAUGAUGAAUGGGGACAGGUGACCACACUUUUUUAAGAGGGGACAUGCUGGUUUGGUAUAACUUGGUUCAGAGGAAACCUUCAGCAGUAGGAGACUGAAGCUUUGUCUCCAUUCAAGGAACUGAGAUUCUGCUUGCUCCUUAAGAGUGCAGUUCCCUCUAGCUGCAUGUUUGGGCAGCUAUGAAGAGGUAGAAUACAGGAAUUCCCUUUGCUCUCUCUGGUGCCUCAUGUUGAGGCCAACCCAUGUAGCUCCUGCUUGGCUGAGGCUACAGCCUGAAUGAGAGCCAGAUCACUGGUGCCUUGGCUGUGAGUGGUUCCAGGAGGUAAAGCUAAUAGCUAGGGGAAGGUGCGUGGUAUUUCUUACUGAAAGUUCUUUCUAGCUCCAGGGACCAUGAGGACAGCAUGCUAGCUACUGAACUUCAAGCAAGUAAUAAAUCAACUCAUGUAAAUAUGAAAUAUCUUCUAAUUUAUUUCAUGUUAUGCUUUAAAAAAAAAAACAACAACAAAACAUUGCAAACAACAACCAUACACUGAAAUCCAUCUUAAGGUGGUUUUGUGUGCAUAAAAUAGGAGGG